Messenger RNA from Zeugodacus cucurbitae (melon fly), 989 nucleotides. RefSeq names its product Protein TIF31 homolog (gene bou). The transcript has a single exon. The record is from RefSeq and is a predicted model, not a curated record. The coding region runs from base 339 to 764 and encodes 141 amino acids. Gene Ontology annotation, biological process: sleep; regulation of synaptic transmission, cholinergic; positive regulation of voltage-gated potassium channel activity. NCBI's taxonomy places the organism in Eukaryota, Metazoa, Arthropoda, Insecta, Diptera, Tephritidae.
CAUAUGAAUGUUGGUGAAAAGCAAACGGCCAGAAAUGUCAGUUUCCAAUUGACAUUUGUCUGUUUUACUUUGUGUUUCCAUUUACUUUUGACGUUUUGAGGUUUGCACUUGACGUUUUCUACGGUCAUCGUCCGUCAUUUGCGCGAGCUGUGUGUGUUGCUUUACCAAGCUGAACUGUUUUGUUUAUUCCAACGUUUCGUAAUAAUUUUCGUCUUACUAUUUAUUGUUGGGUAGUGCAUAGUUAAUAGCUUAAAGUCUGUAUUUAUUGGUGCUGCUGUUGACCUUUGCUUUAUUUACGCGCUGCUGUUGCUAAUUCAAAAUUAAUUAACAAAAACAAAAUGUGUUCAAUUAAAACGGUGCUACAAAUUUUACUAAUCUGUGUCGCGUUGAGUGGCACAACGUUGGCGAUUAAUUGCUAUGUCUGCGAUGCCUCAGACACGAAAACACCCUUCCAGUGUGGCGAAUGGUUCGAGCGCUUCGACGAUCCCGACAUACAGCCACAGAACUGUUCCAAUGUCCAUGAGGCCAAGUAUUGCAUCAAGCAUAUUGGACGUUACGAGGGUGGCAUUGGUGCGAAACGUUUCUGCUCUUCCAAGGAUUUGGGCAACUAUUGCGAUUAUGUGAAGAACAAAGGUGAUCGCAUGGAUUAUCGCUCGUGCAUCUUUACCUGCGACACAGAUGGCUGCAAUGCAGCGGGCAGCUUGAGACCAUGGUUAGCUGGCGUGGUUGGAACUUUACUUUUGGCAAGCUUUUGGCGUUGUUGAGUAAGGUGGUCACCAAGCUUUGAUGCAGUUCAAUAACUCGAAAUUUUUAGUUUUAAGUCUUAAGGUUCCAAAACUCUGUAAUUAUCUCCUAUAUAUAAUUAACUUUUGGUCUGUAAAAGCAAGUGCCUUCUAUUCUACAAGUUCUACGUACAAAUAGUUUACAUGCAUAAAACAAAAUUAUAUUUAAUUUCCUUUUGAAAUAAAAUGUUUACUUAUGGAAAUUUA